CUGCCAUCUUGAAUUUAGUUGACGAGGUAGUACGCGCAUCUGUGUCAAUCCAGAGAACAUGGCGUCUGAUUCAGAAGAUGAAAUUAUAAAAAAUGCUGAAUUAAAUGAGACAGAAGAUGUAUUGAAAUUAAAAGAAGAUGAUUUAAAAAUGAAAGGUGAUGAUGAAUUAAAAAUGCAAGAUUAUGAUGAAUUAAAAUGCAUAGUUGAAGAAUUAAAAUUGAAGAAAGGGAGCGAUUUAAAAGAAGAUGAAGAAGAUGGAUUAUUAGUAAAAGAAGGUUUACAACUAAAAGGUAAAAAGACUCAGCUAAAAGUAAAGGAAGGUGAGUCAAAAACGAAAGAUGAGGUAGGAUCAAAAGUCGAUUAUACGACAGAAGUUCAACUCGAAACAGAAACAGAGCAUGUAAUAUUAAAGAAAACUAAGCUACAAGAAAAAGAUGAUCUGGAAACUAAAGAAAUUGAUUCCGACGAAGAGGAUGCGAUAGAAACAAAAGAAGUUGAUUUUGAAGAAGAGGAUGCGGUGGAAACAAAAGAAGUUGAUUUUGAAGAAGAUGCGAUGGAAACAAAAGAAGUUGAUUUUGAAGAAGAUGCGAUGGAAACAAAAGAAGUUGAUUCUGAAGAAGAUGCGAUGGAAACAAAAGAAGUUGAUUUUGAAGAAGAUGAUGAGAUGGAAAUAAAAGAAUUUGAUUCAAAAGAAAAAGGUAAUGAAGAACAAGUUAAAAAAAUUGAGUUCAAAGAAAAAGAUGAUGAAUUCAAAUUAAGAGAAAAAUUGAGGAUUGAACAAGAAUUAAAAAUGAAAGAAGAUGAACUGAAAAUGAAAGAAAACGAAUUAAGAACCAAAGAGAAUGAAUUAAAAAUGAAAGAAAACGAAUUGAAAAUGAAAGAAAAUGCAUUGAAAACAAAAGAAGUUGAGCUGAAAAUGAAAGGAAGUGAUGAUUCUAACCAAAAAGAAUCCCAGUUUUCGUAUUUUACUGUUGAUGGUGUUGUUGCUGAGAUGGAUAUUGAAGUGGAAGAAGAUAAUGAUUUCUCCUUGCACAAAGAGCUCAAAUUACAUGGAAUUAACUCAAAUGGAAUUAAUGAAAUUGACUUAACAUUCGAAGAUUCUGAUGAUGAAAUUGAUUCAAUUGAUAUGAGUAUUGUGAAAAAAGAAACUGAUGUCGAUGAAGAAACAGACUCAUUAAAUUGUAAUGAAAAGGAAGCUAUUGAUGAAAAGAAGGAAAUUAUUGAACCCAGUGUUUCACAACCAAAACAGUUUAAAAAACGUGGCAGGAAGAGAAAAAUAGACCUCUUAAACAAUGAUGGAACAGAAGCUAAACAUUUGCAUUUCGAAAAAGGAAACGAUAAAACUGAAAAAAUACCUUUGGAAACCAGUGCUGUGGAAAUAAAUAAUCCAGGAUCUAAGAAACACACCCUGAGGAAGCUGCCUUUCAGACAGAAUUCAGCUGCACCUGAUGUUCCAGAUUUGCAGCAAAAAGUCAUUUGGAUUAAUGAUGUCGGUGAAGGCCGUGGUAUACAUCUUGGCAAUCUCCCAAAAUUGAGAAAACAACUACUAGAAGCAAAAAGAAAAUUGCGCUUAUUGUACAAGUUACUGUAUUUUCAAGUGCCUCCAAAUGAUCCAAAUGUAGAUGUCGUGAAAACAAUCUUAAAGUUUAAUGGAUUUCCUUUUGAUGAAUCAUCAUUUGAAUUUGUCAAAAGAAGACGUGUUUUGGCUCAUGCUGGAGAUUCGUCUAUUUUGAGCAUAUGCAAGAUGCUAAGUUUGAAAAAGGGAUCAAAACAGGAUAUGAUUAAAAGUAUCUUAAAAUUUUUAAUGAAACCUCAUGGAAAAUUAGAUCCUCCUGAUGAUCCAAUCAUGCAACCUCGUGUUGUUUUGGAAAGAAUUUCCCUAGCUACCAAGUAUUUAAAAUCUGCAUUGUAUACUUCAAAACAUGAUCCAGAAACAAAGAAAUCUAAAGCAAGUGCCCCACAAGAAGCUGUUUCAUCAAGGUAUAAUUUAAAGGAUAAAAGUAAAAUAUCUUGGAAUAAACGUGAUCAUAGAUUCACUAAAAUUGAAGAUUUGCCUCCAAGGAAAAGUACUGCCAGAGAACCUGAUAAAGGUAAGGAAGGAAAAUCAGCUGAGGAUAGGAAAACGAUUGAAACAAGGAAUAAGCUAGCAGAAAAGAAAAAACAAGAAUUAAGCAGAUUUGAAGAGGAACGAAAAGAACAUGCAGAGAGGAGACAACUAAGUGAACAAAAAAAAUUGGAGAGGAAGAAACAGGAGGAAAAGAGGAAACAAGAAGAAGAAAAGAAAAACCAAGGAGGCAAGAAGAAGUUAGAAGAGAAAAAGAAACUAGAGAAACAGAAGGAAUUAGAGGAAGAAAAGAAAAAAUUGGAGGAAGAAAAGAAAAAAUUAGAGGAAGAAAAGAAAAAGAUUGAAAAUAAGAAAAAAGAAAAAAAGAAGGAGGUAAUAGAAACAACUUCAAACAAAAGUAUUGAUUUAAAAAAAAAUAAGAAAAAUGUUGAAGGAAGUGCAAAAAAAAGUAAGCAAACUAAUCUUACGUCAAAACAAUUGGAAGAUAUUGGCGAGAAAGAUGUUCAAAAAUCUAUUCAGAUCAUGAAAAGUCCAGAUAAGGUUAAAGAUGAGAAUCUUCAACCUAAGAACACUGAAAACAUUGAAAAAAUAGAAAGCCCAGUUGAAGACGUAUCCUUCCUUUCUGAUAACGAAGAUACUGAUGAUGCUCCUGAAAGUCAAAAAGAGAUGAGUGAACAAGAGAAUUUGACCACUGAAUCCAGUGCUGUACAAAGUGAAACUGAAAAAAAGACUCCUACUAAGAGGGUCAUUCGCUUGGGUAAACCUCUACGAAUGUUUCCAAAAAUCAAUGAACGAAUGAAAAAUGCAAGUGUUAAUGUUCUCCAAAGGCUUCAUAUUUUAUUGUUUGGUGCAUUUGAAAAGGCUGCAAAUUUAAAACCAAAUAUUUUAGCUUUUGGAGGAUUUCCGUUUGUAGAAGGAUCUGAAGAAUGGAAUCAGAAGCAGUUUUUAAUGUCACUAUUGGCUCAAAAUACUCUCAGAGAAUAUCUUGAUCUUCUUUGCAUUGAAUAUUCAGGCAAUGAUCAGAAAACUAUGAUUAGCAAACUAAUGAAGUUCCUCACUGCUCCCAAUGAAAAGGCAUUAGGCCAAACAGAAAAGAAAAAAGAUAAUACAAAAGAAAAAAGUAAAGCUGUUCCAUCUGCUCCAACUCCUAUUGAUAAGAAAAAGUCUGUUAAAAAAGAAGCUGCAAAUAAAGAAGUUAAGAAAAAGCCAACCAAAGAGCCCUCAGUAAAUCCUCGCAGGAAAGUUUUAAUGGAUGAAGCUCAAGUUAGACGCAUGGAAGCUGACAUUGCUAGAGAACAAAGAAUUCUUGCUCGAGAAAAAAAACUAAAUGAGGAGCAGAUGGAAAAAUAUAUGAGUGCACGCCUGAAUAAAACUUCGACUUUACAGAAAGCGGUUCUUCCUGGUAAGACACUGGCAGUUACGAACUUGGUUCCUCCGACCAAACCACCCAUAGCAGAUCCUGAGCAAUUAAAUGCUUUGUUGCAAACAGUUUACAAAAGAAGAGCAUUGAAAGCCGCAGGUGCAGUGAUUUCUACUCCUAAGAAAGAAAAAAUUACAAGACUUGGUGAUAUCCCAAAUGUUAAAUUCUUGAUUGUCACAGGAAAUUACAGUGACUUGGCAAUGCUACAUCAUUUAAUAUACAUGACUGACACAAAUAAAGCUAAGGUUAGAAAAAAUAUCCUUGAUUUUUGUGGCUUUGGAUUCACUGAGGAGUCAAACAAGUACAAGGAAAGAAUGGUGUUUCUAAACAGUGUUGGAUAUGAUCUGUCAAAAAGAAUUGCCUUUCUUUUGGGUCUAUGUCCUUAUCAAACCACAAUUGCUCAACAAGAUCUGAAUGAACUUAUAUUGUACUUUUUAAUGUCUCCUUGUCGAACGAAACAAGUACCUAUCACUCAGUUCCCUCAGGAGCUGCUUGACCAAAGUUGCAAGACUAAACCAGUUCUCACAAAAAGUGAUGAUAGCAUAAUAACCACACCCAGUUCUGUUGAUACAUUGAAAGAUUCCCCCGAAAAAGACAGAGUUAUGGUUCUCGAUCCACCAAAUCCUGAUCCGAUAGAUUCACCAAAUUUCGAUGUGGUUCCACGUCAGAAAGCAAAGAAAUCUGUUAACGGUUCCUUCACUAAACUGCACAGUGUUAAAAAAGUUCUACUACCUAGUGCACCUGCAAAGCCAGCUCUUCUUAACAGAGUACCAUCUUUAAAAAUGCCUUCACCUGUCAAACAAGCAACAGCUCCAACACUAUUUAUUCCACCGCCAGGUUCAUCAACUCCACGAUUACAGAUUCCUCAAUCCAUUCAAAAUUCACCCCAACUGCAAGUUAAUAAAGUAGCAGCACCAUUAGAUGAAUUAUUCUUUCAACAACAGACUCCCGAUGGGCAGCAGAAGACAUAUAAACUUAUUCGCUUGCCACAAAAUCAUCCAUUGGCCACUACAGUAAUGAGAAAUACUGCGCAACAGAUUGGAACACUACCAUCUCCUCCUGCAGCACCUCUUCAUAUCAAUACUAGCUUUACAUCUGCUCUUCCUCCUGGAAUAAUUUUGGUAAAAAAUAAAGCUCCAUCACUCGUUUCUCAAGCUAUUCCAAAUAUUUCAUUCAGCACCCCACUCAGAGCAUCCACUCCUAUUUUGAGGCCACAGCCAAUUGCCAAGGCUCCAAGUAAGGAGGAAUAUGUGUUGCCAGAUGCAGGAGGUUCUUCAAGUACUGGAGCAAAUACAAUUCAGGAUGAUGAUGUUCAAAUCCUUCCUCAUUUGAAAAAGAAUCCACCAUCGGACAAUGAUCUCUAUAACUGCCUUCAGGACAUUAUCCAUAGCUCUAACUUUGAAAAUAUGACACUAAAAAAUGUCCUCGAUGAGGUAUGUGCCAAAUUUUCUAACCAUGACCUGUCCCAAAGGCACAGUUACAUGAAAGAAUGUAUCAAAUCGAUAAUAAUGGGCACUUGAAGAUAUAUAUAUAUCCUUUCAUCUUCACAUUUUACAGAGAAAUCAUAAAGGUUAUAUUUAUCAUUGUAAAAACCAUCAACAGUUUUGGGAGAUUGUUUGUAGCAUUUUUCUGUUGCUUGUUGUUUAUUGUAAAACCAUUUUGCUUUUCAACUGACUAUUGUUUUAUUGUAAAAAGAGUUAUGCAUUUCAUUUAAUGUUAGUCUAAACAUUUUAUUGUAAUUUCAAAAAGGAAACAAAUCUUAAAUUCCUCAUCUUUUAUUCCUAGAUUUUAAAGGCAUCAAUGCUUCAAAAAAGGAACAGUUUGGAUUACAUAGCUGUAUAGAUGUAAAAAAAAGAAUAUUUUAAAAUGAAGGGAAAAAAUAAGUUUGUGUAUAUAUAAAUCUAUAGCAUGUUUGACAGUGGCAGUUACUUCCACUGUUUUGUUCUAUUAUUAAGAAAGUAUGACGCUUUCUUUCUUACUUUCAAUAAUGUUAAGAUUUUUACUUUGUCCUCAAUUGAAAGAACAUUCAGUUUUCUUUUCUGGUCUAUGUUUUCUAUGGAAGAAACACAAGAAACUAGAGAGCACAACAAAAUGAUUUUCCUUCAUGGCUCAAAACUCACAUAAUUCACCACUGUUCAUUAAUAUCCCCUCUGAUUGCUAGAGGUUUCCCUUCUGGUUUAAGCAGAGAAAUGUUGUCAUUUAGGAUGGACUGGACAUCCUAGAUAACUUGCUCCUUGUGUUUUUCCCAUGUUCCAUUGGAUAAUUCUAAUUUUGAUAUCAGAAAACUUGUUAUGUUUUGUCUGACACUUCCAUUAUUGUUAGAAAAUACUGGGCUUUAGAAAAUGACAGUGUAACCAAAACUUAAGAUUUUGGGGAUAUUUCCUCAAACCCUUUUCAUGAAAAUUUCUGCACAACAGACAUGGAAAACGAGACUAGUUUGAUCUACAAAUGCAUUGAAAUCAAAUAAUUUUUAGAUAAACAAUUUGAGAUUAACAAACUUGGUUUGCGUACAGUAUUAAUAUAGGGCUACAAAUCCAGCUGCCACAGGACCAGCUCAAUUCGGGAGAGAUUAACUUGCUGAAUAUUGUAUCACUGUCAAAACUUUCUGUAAACUUACAAAUAAAAACUUAUUGAAUGAUCGCCCAAAUGGGCAUUUUAGAAAAUUAUGCAUUUUCCUUGAAUUAAAUACUGUAUACACUCGACUAUAAAUUGAUCUGUUUCGUAUAAAAAAAAGUUGAAAGUUGAAAAAACAAUUAAUGUGGUGCAGGGGAAAAUUUUUGCAUGUUUUUUCCCAAACACUUGAAAAUCAAAGCAUUUUACCUAAUUUUAAUUCAACUCUUUUAAUUAAACACUCAAGAAAUAUAUACUGAAGUAUUUUGAUUAAAUUUUAUACUGUGUGACUUAGUUAAAUACUUCAAUUACAGUAGAAACCCAACUGCAUGAAAAAUAGAAGAAACUCUGAAUUCUGGAAUUGGGAGUAUUCUCAGUAGUUGAUUGAAUAGAAAUGAGAACUCCUAAAGUGUAAAAAUAAUAAUGCACAAGAUUAAAAGCAAAAAUUUGUAUAGACAAAUGCAGUAUUAAAAUCCUAAUUAACAAAAGCUAUAAUUUCAAAAACGCACCUUUUCACAAAUUGCGAUCGCGAAAACAUAUCCCUUUCAAAAAUCGCGAUCGAAAAAUAAAACUUUUCAUGCACGAGUGUAAAAACUGAUAAUGAGCAAUUUUGUACUUGUGUAUUGCAUCAUCAAUUUGUUUCUUUUCAAAAUUUGUAUUUCCCCAAAAGACUUAAAACAUUCUCAGUUUUUCUUUGAACUUCUUUAAUUUCUACAUAUUGCAAAAAAUGUAGUCAGUUUCAAUAGAAAGUGAAGUUAUGCGUGUCUCUUGUAAAAUAUUCUUUUUAAACCAUAAAAUUAGAGGACCUUAAAAAAAAUGAUAUCUCGAAAAUUUUUGCAUUUGGAAAUGCUGAAUUGCUGUAUUUGUGUUGGUAUGUGUGUAAAAAUAUUAAAAAAUAUUUCUUUUAAAAUUAGUAAUGCAUUGAAAUCUAUGCAACAAUAAUAAAACCACUCUUGCUUAAAAAGGGGAAUUUGAAGUUAACUUUUUUUUCCUAAUGUUAAUAUUUUGCUUACAAAGAGCAAGCUAUACUGAUAAAUAGUUACAAAUUUGUAUGAUUGAAUUCAUUAUUAAUCUGUUUAGCUUGGUUUGUUUGUAUUAUACCAUCUACAUUAUAUUUUGUGCAAUUUGAUAUUAAGGUUUUUUUUUUUUUUUUUUUUGAUUUAAACUAUGAUCAAAUCAGUAUAUAAGUCUGAAAUCUAAUUUACAGGAAAUAUAGCAUAAAUGUGGCUAACCUCAGUUCAAUGUAAAAGAUUUUUCCCUUUAAAGAAGGAGAAAAAAAAAGAUGUUUGAUAUUUGUUUUAGAAUGUAAUAUGUUUGCAAAAUUUAUGUGUUUACUUGUUUGCGUAUUGCGGCUCUUGCAACCAAUCCGCAACGAGUUCAUACACAUGCUCAUUUGGAAAAUAAGGUACCAAGAUAAGAUUAAGUUUUUCCAUAAAUUAUUUAGACUGAGAAAAUUUGUUUAUGUAUCUCAAAUUGUGCAUUGUUUCGAUUUUUAGCAUCAAAAAUGGAGCUGCGGCCUCCAAAGAAAAAAAAUCUAAAUACUAUUUAAUUUUUGCAAAAUAAUGCAUUUACUACAAUGUUGUUUGUAAAAAAUUUAAAAAGAUUUGUAUUUUGUAAAUAAAAGAGAAAUCUUAUUAGAUUUUAUGGUUAGUUUAUUUGAUGUGAAUUGAUUGCAUAGGUUUUAAACCAAAAUACUGAUUUUGAGUAUGUUCAAGAAAUCUAUAUCUGAAUAUAAAAUAACUGUAAGUGAUCUAACUUGCAAACUACGAUCUAUGCAAGUCAUGAUCCCUGCAAAUAAUAGUAAAAAUGCAACAUAAAUUUGCUCAUAAACAAUUGUAAAAAAGUUCUCUCACUAUGCAUUGAAAAAAGAAAUUUCUCACUCUUAUACAACAUUAAAUUUAACCUAUGCCUUUAUAUCUAUUAAUACAAAGUUUUUCUAUUCUGUGCAAAAAAAAAAAGUUCCAAAGUAAUCUUGUACAUUGUUAUGGAUGUGAUGUAUUCAGAUACUUUGUUUUAUGCCGGU
This is a messenger RNA of Uloborus diversus, 8118 nucleotides long. Its product is annotated as putative autophagy-related protein 11. Gene Ontology annotation, biological process: chromatin organization; regulation of double-strand break repair. The coding region runs from base 59 to 5005 and encodes 1648 amino acids. Lineage: Eukaryota; Metazoa; Arthropoda; Arachnida; Araneae; Uloboridae. The record is from RefSeq and is a predicted model, not a curated record. Gene Ontology annotation, molecular function: histone binding; DNA binding. Gene Ontology annotation, cellular component: nucleus. The transcript has 33 exons.